AUGUUUUUUUUUGUUUUAGAUAGCAAAGUUAAAGUGCCGAAGCUGAAGCGCUAUACUGUGCCCUCCCAAAAUCUUCCAAAGUGUGGUGGGAGGCGUUACAGUGCCGGACCUCCUAAAGCGGACAUGUUGGAACAGCAAAUAUUGAUGGAAGAAGCAGGUUCCAGUGGAAUGUCAUUGUAUGAAGCUGGUGCUGAGAAGAACGAGACAAAGACCGUUGGUGAUUUAACAAAUGCAGAGCAGUUGGCGGUACAAGCUGUUUGUGAUAAUCGAGCACAAAUCCGAGACAUCUUUAUUGGAUACCCUGGAUCAGUCCAUGAUAGCAGAGUAUUCAGGAAUUCACCACUAUUUCCAGUAUUGCGUGAAAACUGCCAACAGUAUUAUAUACUGGGUGAUAGUGGAUACCCAUGUACAAGACAUCUCCUAACACCAUAUAAAGAUCAUAGAAACCCGAUGGGGAUUGAAAAUAACUUCAAUUUGAAGUUAGCUAAAAAUCGAUAUGUGAUAGAGCACUGCUUUGGCCUAAUGAAGCAGAAAUGGAGACAGCUUUACCAUAUAAAAUUGAGAAAGAUUGUUGAUAUUGUACACUUUAUACAUGCAUGUUGUGUUUUGCAUAAUUUAGCUUUAAAUGAUGGCUUUCCUGAUGAAGUACAUCUUAUACCUGAUCCAGUUUUUCCACUUGUUCCAGAAACAGAUGAUGAAGCCGAAAUUUUGAAUAAUGCUGCUGCAGAUCACAGGAAUUUUGUAGCUAGGCAUAUUUUGAUGCAGUAUAAUCAGUUUUUUUUACUUGGAACUAAAUAA
This is a messenger RNA of Acanthoscelides obtectus, 798 nucleotides long. The record is from the annotation of a GenBank genome assembly. Lineage: Eukaryota; Metazoa; Arthropoda; Insecta; Coleoptera; Chrysomelidae.